AUGAAUUUACUAAGGGAUGGAUCUUUCCUCCGCUUAAGACGUGAAGAAAAGAUACGAAUUAUCGAAAGGUACGUUGAGUGUUUAGAAGACGCAUUCCGGGAAUGGCGAAACAUCAGCUACGCUACACCCGAUCAGGAAAGCUUCAUCAGUGUCAACUGGCGUAGAUUCAGAAAAAAGACAAUUGAUGCAAACGAUUACCCGGAUAUUAUGGAUAUAACAACGUACGUUUACCCAAUGUUGAUGAAAGUAUGUAAAACAAGAGAGGAAAAGGAUUCAUACUCUCUUGAGUAUACAAGGGAACUAAGGAGGAUAUAUAGAGAGCUUGGAAGCCAAGUAGGGGGCUAUUAUGUGAUGGGUGAAGGUCUAUGUUUUGAUGAGAGGCUUGAUCAUUUCGACACUGCUGACAUGAUGCAUGCACUAGACUACCCCCGUCCCCGUACUCUCUUUGAUGACUAUCCAAUGAGCAAACAGCAUCUUGGCAAGUCGUCUGAAGAAUUACAUCUUAAAAUUACAAUCCCGGACGACGUUUAUGAUUACGUGGAAGGAUCAUUGAAAGGAAAGUAUGAAGAGCUAGAACAUGUACAGUUCGAGAAAGAAAUUCCUGACUGCUAUGAGGACUUAAAGCAACCGUUAACCCAUACGCCAAAUAAUCAUUCGCUUGAUGAAUCAAGUUACAAAUGCAGCAAGGAAUUUCAAAAUGAAUUGUUUGGCGGAAUAGACUUUGAUCGUCUCGAUGAGCUUAGACCUGGUACUUAUUCUAAUUCCAAUUGGCAUGUCUCAGGUGACAUAAUCUAUGCACCUGUUAUACACAAAUAUGGAAGGUUUACACCUGAGAGAGACAUCCCCUAUGCUGAUAGCAUGUCUUCCCAGCAGAUGAGAACUGGCAAUAACGAUGUAAUACCCGAGCGGAAUCGUGUUAUACAUGAUGACGUUCUCUUAAACGAUGUAAUGAAAGAAUCUUCUUUUAAAAAGAACGUGGAAUUAAAAGAUGAGACACUGGCACUUCCAAAUGAAACAGAAGCCACCUCUCCUAGUACAGCAGUGCUCUAUGAUUUGUUUUGGAAACAAGAAGAACGAAUACAAUCUCAAUUAGGCGAACUGCAAAAUGAAUUGAAACAUAUGACAUUAGAUAUAACGGCGCCAUCUCCACCCAAGAUUGAUGUAACAAAUGAAUUGGUGCAACUGGCCAAAGAUACAGUGAUUGAACAGAAAGAAUUAAACUACCUCACGAUAGAUGCAUGCCUGGAGAUGAAACAUAGACACGAUGAAGAUAUUCUGAAGGCAAAAAAGGAUUCUCUUGAGGUCAGUAAGAAGAUUAUGGAGACUGAGAAUAAACGACUUGAAAAAAUGCGAGAAGAGCUGAGUGAAGAGACUUCAAAGGCCAUAUCUGAUAGAACAGAACUUGAAUUUGAAAAGAAGGCGAUUGAAAUGAAAAAGGUAUUACUGGCAUCUAGUGAUAAGAUAAAAAAUAUGGACCAAGCACAACUAAAGGAUGAAAAACUUAAGUUAGAAAAGCUAAAAAGGGAACAACAACAACAUGAAGAAGAUAUUGAAGAAAUGAACAAAAGGAGGGAGUUGGAGCUUGAAAAGAAAGCCCGAAAAAUCUAUGCUCAAUUUUUGGAAAAAGAGAUGAAAUACAAAACGAAGGGCCAUGAGAUUGGUAUGAAAGAAAUGGAAUUGAAAGUGAGAUGCCAAGAUAUUGAUACAGAAGCAAAUGAAUUGAAAAAGAAAUUGCAGGAUAUGAAUGCAAUGGAGUUGGAGUUCAAUAAGAAAGGUCUUGAAAUGAAUUCGAAAGAAAUGGAAUUCAAAAAUAAGAACUUGGAGAUUGAAGCAAAACAAAGGGACUUGAGAGAACAACAAAUGAAAUUGAAAAAUGAUAAACUCGAAAUUGAGGAAAUGAAGGAUCACAGGGUAACAACUGGCGUAAAGUCCAUAUUGAAGAAAAACACAUCUUUUGGAAGUAUGAUUCCUAAUGAGAGCAAAGGUGAUUACCUCAAGACAUGUGAUAACGAAGAAGGUGAAAUACUACUAGACGACGAUUAUGACAAUAUUUAUGAAAUUCGUAGAAAACAGAGAGUAGCCUACAACAAAAAGAUAUUAGAUAAAAGAAUAUUAAAGGAAAAGCAUAAAGCCGAUGAGGCACGUAAAUUAAAGGAAAAGCAGAAAGCUGAUGAAGAACGAAAAUUAAAAGAAAAGCAGAAAACUGAUGAGGAACGCAAAUUAAAGGAAAAUCAGAAAGCUGAUGAGGAACGAAAAUUAAAGGAAAAGCAGAAAGCUGAUGAGGAACGCAAAUUAAAGGAAAAGCAGAAAGCCGAUGAGGAACGAAAAUUAAAGGAAAAGCAGAAAGCUGAUGAGGAACGCAAAUUAAAAGAAAAGCAGAAAGCUGAUGAGGAACGAAAAUUAAAAGAAAAGCAGAAAGCUGAAGAGGAACGCAAAUUAAAGGAAAAGCAGAAAGCUGAAGAAGAACGAAAAUUAAAGGAAAAGCAGAAAGCCGGUGAGGAAUGCAAAUUAAAGGAAAAGCAGAAUGCUGAUGAGGAACGAAAAUUAAAGGAAAAGCAGAAAGCUGAAGAGGAAUGUAAAUUAAAAGAAAAGCAGAAAGCCGAUGAGGAACGCAAAUUAAAGGAAAAGCAGAAAGCCGAUGAGGAACGAAAAUUAAAGGAAAAGCAGAAAGCCGAUGAGGAACGCAAAUUAAAGGAAAAGCAGAAAGCUGAAGAGGAACGCAAAUUAAAGGAAAAGCAGAAAGCUGAUGAGGAACGAAAAUUAAAGGAAAAGCAGAAAGCCGAUGAGGAACGAAAAUUAAAGGAAAGGCAGAAAGCCGAUGAGGAACGCAAAUUAAAGGAAAAGCAGAAAGCUGAAGAGGAACGAAAAUUAAAGGAAAAGCAGAAAGCCGAUGAGGAACGAAAAUUAAAGGAAAAGCAGAAAGCCGAUGAGGAAUGCAAAUUAAAGGAAAAGCAGAAAGCUGAAGAGGAACGAAAAUUAAAGGAAAAGCAGAAAGCCGAUGAGGAACGAAAAUUAAAGGAAAAGCAGAAAGCCGAUGAGGAACGCAAAUUAAAGGAAAAGCAGAAAGCUGAAGAGGAACGCAAAUUAAAAGAAAAGCAGAAAGCUGAUGAGGAACGAAAAUUAAAAGAAAAGCAGAAAGCUGAAGAGGAACACAAAUUAAAGGAAAAGCAGAAAGCCGAUGCGGAACGCAAAUUAAAGGAAAUUCAGAAAGCCGAUGAGGAACGCAAAUUAAAGGAAAGUCAGAAAGCCGAUAAAGAACGAAAAUUAAAGGAAAAGCAGAAAGCCGAUGAGGAACGCAAAUUAAAGGAAAGUCAGAAAGCCGAUGAAGAACGAAAAUUAAAGGAAAAGCUGAAAGCCGAUGAGGAACGCAAAUUAAAGGAAAGUCAGAAAGCCGAAGAGGAACGAAAAUUAAAGGAAAAGAAAAAAGUUGAUGAGGAACGAAAAUUAGAGGAAAAUCAGAAAGCUGAUGAGGAACGCACAUUUAAGGAAAAGCAGAAAGCCGAUGAGGAACGAAAAUUAAAGGAAAAGCAGAAAGCUGAUGAGGAACGCACAUUGAAGGAAAAGCAGAAAGCUGAUGAGGAACGCAAAUUAAAGGAAAAGCAGAAAGCUGAUGAGGAACGCACAUUAAAGGAAAAGCAGAAAGCUGAAGAGGAACGAAAAUUAAAGGAAAAGCAGAAAGCCGAUGAGGAAUGCAAAUUAAAGGAAAAGCAGAAAGCUGAAGAGGAACGAAAAUUAAAGGAAAAGCAGAAUGCUGAAGAGGAACGAAAAUUGAAAGAAAAGCAGAAAGCCGAUGAGGAACGAAAGUUAGAGGAAACGCAGAAAGCUGAAGAGGAACGCAAAUUAAAAGAAAAACAGAAAGCCAAUGAGGAACGCAAAUUAAAGGAAAAGCAGAAAGCCGAUGAGGAAUGCAAAUUAAAGGAAAAGCAGAAAGCUGAAGAGGAACAGAAAUUAAAAGAAAAGCAGAAUACCGAGGAAGAGCAAAAUCUUAUGAAAAAGCAGAAAGGUGAAGAGGUUCAGAAAGUUAAAGAAAUUCAACAAGAAAAGAAAAACCCUGAAGAAAGAGUUAAAAAAGAAGAGACUGAGAAACUUGCAACAGAGAAAGAAAAGGCAGAGAUAGAAAACAGAAAAUUAGAGGAACACCGACGAAAAUGUGAAGUUGAGUCAAGAAAAAAACGUGAGCAAGAUAGGCAGAAACGUUUGGAUGAAUUAAAACAAACAUUAUUGGAGAAAGAGAAGGAAAAACAGGAAGGAACGGAAGAGUUGAAGAAACAACAACAAGAAGUAAAACAAAAGAGACUGGCUGAAGAAGCUGAUAUCAAAAAGAAGGAAGAAGAAGAACGCCGUGUAAGAGGUAGAGAACUUGCACUUGAGGUUGAGAGAAUGCGUAAUGCAAACAAGCAGCGGCAAGAAGAAAAGAAACAACAAGCUGAGAAAGAAAAGAAAGAAAUUGAAAAGAAGAGACGAGAAAAACAAAGAAGAAAAAAUCAAGAAGUAGAAGAUGAAGAAGAAAGACGACAACUGGCUUUGAGGGAGGAAAUGAGGAGAGCAGAUAAAGAAAGAGAGAGACAAGUUCAACUGAGAAAACAAGAGGAAAAGCGAAUUCAAGACAAGAAGCUUGAAGAAGAGCAAAAGAAGAAACUAAAAGAGUUAGAAAGAGAAAGGGCAUUGGAAAUGCAAGAGGUUGAACCAAUGAAAGAAGGAAAUAAAAGAGCUAGGGAAAGUGAGGAAGAAAAACUAGAUGAAGAAAUUGCAGAGUUUACCAAACAAGGAAAAAUAAAAAAAGUUAGAACCAAACCACGGCCUUUGAAAUUCUUUUCCAACGUAGAUGAUCCUAUUGAAAACAACCCUGCUUUUAAAGAUGUUUUACGUAAACCUGUUUUUGUACAAGGACCACUGAUUAGCCUCACAGAAGAUUCCGAUUCUAACGAUAGUGUGUCUGGUCUUCCAUCUAAAGGCAAAAACACGACGAUAACUCCUAUGUCUGCAGCAGAUUUAACGCCAACUUUGAUUGAGGAAAAGAACAAAAAAAACAAAUCCCCCGUGGAAUGCGGUGACAAGAGCCAUCAAGACAGCUCAUCUUUAGAUAGUAAUGCGUUACAUAAGAAAAACAAUACAAUGAUGCAGCAACGCGCCAGUGAUGAAGGUAUUCAACCAAAUAUGUCUACAUAUAGUAAUGUCAAGCCCACCGAAUUCGAUCGAUCACAGACGUCUCCACAAACAUCAAGUAGAUCAUACAAUGAUGAUGAUGACCUUCAUUUCGAUUCGGAAGAAUCACAAGAAAUCAUUGAAUAUCCUUUCGACGUUGUUUUUAGUCCUAAAACUCAACAGAAGGAAAUCAAUAGAAUGAGGACACUAUAUUUGUCUGAGGAAUUCCAAGAACAAUCUCCACGUGAAAGACGGGAAUAA
Owenia fusiformis is the source of this 5406-nucleotide messenger RNA. NCBI's taxonomy places the organism in Eukaryota, Metazoa, Annelida, Polychaeta, Sabellida, Oweniidae. The record is from the annotation of a GenBank genome assembly.